GGGUCCUGGGUGGGGUGGAGGACGGGGCCUACAGGUUCAGGCGGCUGCUGUUGUGGACGGUGUCUGCGGACCGGGGUGGGAGCGCAGCUGCAGCAUGCCGCUGUUUGAAGGGCUGGGCACCGGGGGCGAGAAGACGGCUGUAGUGAUCGAUCUGGGAGCCGCAUACACAAAAUGUGGUUUUGCAGGAGAAACUGGACCAAGAUGCAUUAUUCCCAGUGAAAUCAAGAAGCCAGGUGUAUCCCAGGCUAUUAAAGUAGUUCAAUAUAAUAUCAACACUGAAGAACUUUAUGGUUAUUUGAAAGAAUUUAUUCACAUGCUGUACUUCAGACACUUGCUAGUAAACCCAAGGGAUCGGCGAGUUGUUGUCAUUGAAUCAGUUCUGUGUCCAUCACACUUCAGAGAAACACUCACUAAAGUUUUCUUUAAGCACUUUGAGGUUCCUUCAGUGCUCUUUGCUCCAUGCCAUCUUGUGUCGCUGCUGACUCUUGGUAUCAAUUCUGCUGUGGUUUUAGAUUGUGGAUAUACAGAAGCACUAGUAUUGCCUAUAUAUGAAGGAAUUCUGAUUUUGAAUGCAUGGGAAGCACUUCCACUGGGAGGAAAAGCAAUCCAUACGGAGUUACAGUCUCGGUUAUUAGAAGAAUGCACUGUGGACACUGGAACUAACACCGGAGAAGGCUUAGCAGCUGUGAUGAGCUCACUUCCAGAAGAUACAAUAGAGGAUAUAAAAGUUCGUACUUGCUUUGUCAGUGAUCUCCAGCGGGGUCUAAAAAUUCAAGCAGCCAAGUUUAACAUUGAUGGAAAAGCUGAACGCCCACAACCACCACCUGAUGUGGCAUACCCAUUGGAUGGAGAGAGGAUUUUGCAUGUCAAAGGAUCUAUCAGAGAUUCUGUAAUUGAAAUUCUUUUUGAACAAGAUAAUGAAGAAAAAUCUAUCGCUGCUUUAAUCCUUGACUCACUUUUACAGUGCCCUAUUGACACAAGAAAACAACUAGCAGAAAAUCUUGUGAUCAUUGGUGGAACUGCUAUGCUGCCCGGCUUCCUGCAUCGUAUUCUGGAUGAAAUUCGGUAUCUGGUGCAAAAACCAAAAUACAAAGAUGUGUUGGCUACAAAGACUUUUAAAGUUCAUACUCCACCAGCAAAACCAAAUGCUGUGGCUUGGUUGGGAGGAGCCAUUUUUGGUGCUCUGCAGGACAUAUUAGGUAGCCGUUCAGUCUCCAAAGAAUAUUACAACCAGACAGGUCGUAUUCCUGACUGGUGCUGCUUGAAUAACCCACCGCUGGAAAUGAUGUAUGAGACCAGUAAAGCUCCUCCUCCAUUGAUGAAGAGAGCAUAUUCCACGGAGAAGUAGAGAGCUUCAUGGUCUCUGGCAAACUAGUUUCUAAGUUAUGUACUGUUUUAGAAUUACAUUGUAUGCCUAGAUUUUCAUAAUAAUGUUGCUCAAAAUAUCUACAUAUUAUAUAAAUAUGUUUGAUCAGUUACUUGAUAUUCUUUAAUGUUCUUAACUAAAACAUUGCAUGUUUCCAAAAUGUAUGUUACUAUCUAAAUGCUAAAAGCUUAAGAGAAGUAUGGCAUUAAAUUAAUGCUGUAAGUGCUACUGAAGAUAAUUUUUUUUGGGCCCGGUUGAUGAUAAUAGUUUGAAUUUGCAGAUGCUUGACUGGAAGUCUAUUCUGCUGCAUAAAUACUUUUUGGGUCCAAAGUUUACAAAAAUAAAAGUUCUCAAGACCACACAAAAUUUAUCUUAGUUAUGAAAUGUAAAGCCAUGUUUUCUGAAUAUUUGUUUGUUACUGUUCUGUGGAGUACAACAUUUUCUUAAUUGGGAAAACCACAUUUUAAACAAAUACGUACAUUUACAAGAUUUACAUUCCUAAAAAAUCAAUCUUGACUAGUCAGUACAUAUGAGUAUUGAAAUUUUGCAGAUCUUUCCAUGACAAAGAAAGUUGGAUUCCAUUUCCUUAUGUUUAUGUCCCCUUUUUUCAAAAACCACUUCUUUCACCAAGGUCUUAGUCAUGCCUCAGUCAUCUCCUUUGAUGUCUAUUUUUGCUUUUUGAGCGAUGUUGAUUAAACCACUGAAGUAACCUAUAAC
Molecule: messenger RNA, 2083 nt
Organism: Mobula hypostoma (lesser devil ray)
Lineage: Eukaryota; Metazoa; Chordata; Chondrichthyes; Myliobatiformes; Myliobatidae
Gene: actr10
Product: actin related protein 10
Exons: 13
Coding region: 95-1348 (417 amino acids)
Biological process (GO): retrograde axonal transport of mitochondrion
Cellular component (GO): dynactin complex
Source: RefSeq, a predicted model, not a curated record